AUGGAUUACGAACCACAUGUUUAUAUUCCUUUUCAUGUUUUACCAUCAGGAGUAGAGCCUCUUCAGUCAAACAAACUUUCCUUUAAUUAUAAAAAGAACAAUUUCGAAUUAUUUGGCGAUACAGAAAAUCAUUAUCGGUUUGCCUUUACAGCUGAUGGCAUAACAUUAAACAUUAAUGAUAAAAAUGCGAGUAUGCACUCAAAAUACUUAAGUUAUGAUACAAAUACGCUUUGCACAUGCACACUUAAAUUUGAUAUUGAUACAUUUAAGAUAGCAGCUAGAUUAGGACAAAAGGCUGCACAACUGUAUAUCCAAAAAACUUAUCCGAAUUUAGUCAGCUCAUGGAAUCUUGGCUUUGGCGACAGAUUUGUUGAAUAUUCAAUUUCAAGGAAAAAUCCUGAUAUCAAUUUCGGCUACUAUUAUUCAGUUAAUGCUAAAUCUUUCCAUUUCAGCGUUGAAGAUCCAAAAAUCAAAUAUGCAAUUCAAAUUCUCUUUCCAAAGCUUACAAUUGGUAUAACACAUCCAUCAUACACAUAUCUCAAAUUGCGUACACGUAGAGGAAAUGCUACAGUUGGCCUCACAACACGACAACAACUAAAUCAAAUUUUUGCAUUCGCCAGAUUCAGUCAUCAUUGGGAGAAUUCAAAAAUAUUUUGGUGCUAUGAAGCUGCUAAAGGAUUGUCAGCUGGAUUUUAUAGAGAUUUUAUGGAAAAAAGAUUAAAAGCAAAAAUUUUCACAACAAGCAAUAAUGUCAUAGCAAACACAGAGUAUAAAAUCAACGAUAACUUUAUAACUACCGCUACAGUAGGUACAGAUAUAAAGAAAUUCAAUUUUAAUUUCAAUUUUGGAAUAACAAUGUUAGAUGAUAACUAA
Messenger RNA from Trichomonas vaginalis G3, 873 nucleotides. RefSeq lists its product as uncharacterized. Bases 1 to 873 code for a protein of 290 amino acids. The record is from RefSeq and is a predicted model, not a curated record. Lineage: Eukaryota; Parabasalia; Trichomonadida; Trichomonadidae. The transcript has a single exon.